Messenger RNA from Labrus mixtus (cuckoo wrasse), 3137 nucleotides. Its product is annotated as synaptotagmin-B-like. The coding region runs from base 624 to 1931 and encodes 435 amino acids. Gene Ontology annotation, cellular component: axon; dense core granule; synaptic vesicle membrane. The transcript is spliced from 10 exons. The record is from RefSeq and is a predicted model, not a curated record. Lineage: Eukaryota; Metazoa; Chordata; Actinopteri; Labriformes; Labridae. Gene Ontology annotation, molecular function: phosphatidylserine binding; calcium ion binding; calcium-dependent phospholipid binding. Gene Ontology annotation, biological process: synaptic vesicle endocytosis; regulation of calcium ion-dependent exocytosis; cellular response to calcium ion.
CUCACUGCACACUCAGGUUCCUGCAGAGUUCCUGCAGCAGAGAGACACAGGAGCUAAAACAGAGCUCUGCGAGAGCCACUGCAGACUGCUGGUUACCAUCUUAACCUCUCCACUCAUCGAUUCCCGCCUGCUCUCGCACUGCCCUCCCUCUUCCCUCUCUCCUCCCAUUCUCUCUUCCUCCUUUUGCCUCCUGCUGCCUCCUGCGUCUAAUUCUCAAAGCUCAGCACUCCCCGUCUCCCUGUUCUGAGGGAAAAAAGUGAUAGAGCAAGAAAGAAAAGAGGAGGAGGAGGAGGAGCGGUGCUGUUGGUGCGCCACAGAAAAUCUUACCCCUCCCCUCCAUACCCAAUUGAUGACAAGGAGGGUUUUUAUUGAGUUGCUCCUCAGCCAAUGAGCGAACAUUGCCGGGAAAUACAGCAGAGGAACUGCACCGGCUCGGAUGCUUGUGCUGAUUUCAGUGUGUAAGAAUAAUGUUAAUCCGUGUGAGUGUUUCCUUGAUCUGAGUACACCUCUGCAGCAUCAAGAAAAUACUUUUUCCCUCUCUGGACAGCCUCUUCUCUGUGUCCACUCCUUGUUCAGGAGGCAGCACAUCUCUGUUCAAGGGACGCUGCACCUAGUCUUUGACAAUGAAGUUCAACUUGUUCAGAACACUGCCUACGGAGGCGGCCGAGCUCACAGGUGCCACCACCGCGACCAUGGCUCCCACUGUCCCCUCAGCUUUCAUCUCAACAUCUGCCCCGGACAUCUCUGGGUCCAACAACACAGAGAUCAAUAAGAAUGACAUGUUUGAGGAGAUCAAGAGCAAAUUCUUGAAUGAAAUUGAUAAAAUCCCAUUGCCUCCCUGGGCUCUGAUUGCCAUUGCUGUAGUGGCUGCACUGCUCAUCCUUACGUGCUGCUUCUGCAUAAUCAAAAAAUGCUGCUGCAAGAAGAAGAAGAAUAAGAAAGGGAAGAAGGGCAAGGAUGGCUUUAACAUGAAGAACAUGCAGGGUGGUGAGAAACUCCAGGAUGAGGAGGAUGAUGACGAGGGAGAGACCGGACUGACGGAGGAAGAAAAAGAGGAAGAGGAGAAAGAAGAAGAGAAACUGGGGAAGCUGCAAUACUCUAUUGAUUAUGACUUUGAGAAUACAAAGCUCACAGUUGGCAUCCUUCAAGCCGCCGACCUCAUGUCCAUGGACUCAGGUGGAACCUCUGACCCUUACGUUAAAGUCCAGCUCCUACCUGAGAAGAAGAAGAAGUAUGACACCAAAGUCCACAAGAAAACACUGAACCCUGUCUUCAAUGAGUCGUUCGUAUUCAAGGUGCCCUAUGAGGAGCUGGGUGGGAAGACUUUGAGCAUGUCUGUUUUUGACUACGAUCGAUUCUCCAAACAUGACGUCAUUGGAGAGGUGAAGAUUGCCAUGAACACCAUCGACCUCGCACGACCAAUCGAGGAGUGGCGGGAUCUGGAGAGCGCGGAUCAAGAAGAGCCUGAGAAACUCGGCGACAUCUGCAUCUCCCUCCGUUACGUCCCCACUGCCGGGAAACUCACCGUCUGCAUCCUGGAGGCAAAGAACCUGAAGAAGAUGGAUGCCUGCGGAUUAUCUGAUCCUUAUGUUAAGAUCCAGCUCCUGCAGGGGGGUAAACGCCUGAAGAAAAAGAAGACUACAGUGAAGAAGAACACCUUGAACCCUUAUUAUAAUGAAUCUUUCAGCUUUGAAAUCCCCCUGGAACAGAUGCAGAAAAUCUUGGUGGCAGUCACGGUGUUUGAUUACGAUAAGAUCGGUAAGAAUGACGCCAUCGGGAAGAUCUUCGUGGGCAGUAAGGCGUCCGGCCUCGGCCUGAAGCACUGGUCCGACAUGUUGGCUAAUCCCCGCCGUCCCAUUGCCCAGUGGCAUCCGUUGCAGCCAGAGGAGGAUAUCGAUGGUCAGCUGGCGUCCUUGAAUGCAAAGAAGUAACAUGCUCCGCCAACCAGCUAAUGCACUAACUCUGAAACCCAAACCCUGCCCCUACUUUGCAUGAAAACCCAUGACUUACCAAAUGACAAGUCGUCAUGAAACCUGCUCAGCAAAAAAGAGACAUCUUAGAAAUCCCAAUCAUUCAUGGUUAAGUCAAAAAGAAACUAUUUUAAACAUCACAUUUCACACAUUACUGUAUGUUGGGAGGAGUGGCAUCGAGUUAUCGGGCGAUUGCUUCAUGAAUGAUCGACUUUUAGUCUUUCUUUCAUUUGACGAAACUCAGAAACUGAUUUUAAGGGUGCUGAAACUGAAUGAGAGUCCAGGUGAAGACAAUGCUGGAGAUGAAGCUUUAGUUUAGUUUAGUUUAUAGAGCAUGCGUUACUUACCUCCCCACUGCUCUGCAUACUCCAUUCCCAGUAUUGUAGCUUGCUUUUAAGUGUGCUAUAACUUGCAAUAGAAAGUACCGUAGUGUUGGGUUACUUCCUGCAUAGAGUCUGUUUAAGUCUAUUAAUGCAAAAAAGAUGAAACUGAGAAUGAAUGAGAUAAAAGUCACUAAAUGCUGCAAUCCAUGUUGCAAUUUAUUUGAAAGAAAAAAAUCUGUUUUAAUGAUCAUCCUCAUUUUAUAAGCAAACUAACUCAGAAGGAGAAACAUACAGAAAACCACUUGGCAGGGAUGACAGAGUUGUUUUAUUUAAGUUGCCUGUUUUCAUCUAUGCAUUUCGGAACAAAAUGCAUUCAUGUGUCUUCAAACGAAUCUGAUGUAAGACAGGAGAACAAGGGUGCCUUUCCUGAUAUGACUCUUUGAGAAAUACACUAAGCUUCAUUGUUGUGUUUUGAAAGGGGAACUUGCUGAGUUGAAAUCAUUCAAAAGUAGUCAGGGACACUGCGAAUGUGCCAUUUGAGAUCUGUAUUGAGCUGUGUGACCACUUGGAUGUAAAACCUUACCUGUCAGAGGACAAAGUAAGGCUACCUAGGAAGGCUAACCAGUGAUGUUCAGACCCACGAUGACUAUGCUUCUUUUAAAUCCUGCUGUUGCUUCCUGAAUACAGUGCCAUCUGAUGCAUUUUGAUUUCGAUACCCAUGAAAUGGAUUGUCUGUCUUUUGUUUUCCAAUGAGGUCGUUUACAGAACACGCUGCAGUGCACUUCAACGCUUGUGAAAUAGAUUCAGGAUAUCCGUCAAAAAGAAAAUGUUUUUAUAGAGAAAU